AAAGUUGUUAAAUCAAGUUGAAUCGCAAGUGUUAGUAACUUCUUUGCUAACUAUGCUUAGGAGAGUGUUAGUCCCAGUAGAAGUAAUCAGAGUACAUCCUAUCUAAUUGACUACUAUUGUAUUUAUUUUUGAAACUGAAGCUAAUUCUUCUAUUAUUUGUUGCGCACAGCAUUAACAACUGUUAGAAGUUAUAUUUGAACAUGAAUUUACUUCAUGAUUUAUAUCUAUUAUCGAUUUAGAUUAUCAAGUUGAGCUGUUCAAUGUUUUAAUAAUAGGUAUCCCAUUGGGAUAAUUUGUACUAAACAGUUUAGCGGUUCCGCUCACGUGAGUUUUCAGAUAUCACCAAAAAAAUCUUUUCACCUCGAUAGAUAUGAUAAAUCAAAUCUGGAAAAUCUUUGGGAGCAAAAUAAGUUGUAAUCAAUCAACAUUGAAAAGAUACAAGGAGCCACGAUACUAAAUGGCAGGUCAAGAAGAGUUGAUUGCUGGAUCAGUCCAUAGUAUUCCUACUUUGAUAAACCAAUUUAUUGCAACGGUUGAUAAGGAAGAUGAGCCAGAAGCUUGUCAAGUCUAUUCUCAAGAAUUAUCUAAUCUUAUUAAUCAAGAUGAAUUGACUCUUUUGGGAUUCAUUCAAAAUUUGGGAUCGUCUUUAACUUCAGACUCUGAUAAUUUGAGAACAAAAUCAGUUCAAUGUUUGUCGUCUACUUUAGGUUAUCUCGUUGACUCUACAAAACUUUCCAAACAAGAUAUCAACGUAUUGGUCGACUUCUUAUUAAGUAAAUUUGAUGAUAAAGUCUGUUUACAAUAUGUUUUAGGAUCAGUAAAUUAUUUGAUUCAAUUCAAAAAUUUCAUUCCAUCCUUAAAUGACAACUUGAAGAAAAUAUUUAUCAGAUUAUUAAAAGGGUACGAUCCAAAGAAAAAUCUUGCCAAAGUUAGAUUUGAAACUUUUCAAAUCUUAGCCACAAGUUUAAAGUUACAUUUACCAAAAAAUGAAGAAACCAAUGAUUUAUUUAUAAAGUCAUUCAUUCAUAUUGCAUCUGGUGAAAAAGAUCCUCGAAAUUUAUUGAUAUCAUUUGAGUUAAAUUCUAACUUGAAUUCGGUAUUUGAAUUUGAUACUAUUGACAAUGAAUUACAUAAAGAAUUUAUCAAUGAUUUAUUUGAUGUCUGCUUCUGUUAUUUCCCCAUUUCAUUUACUCCACCUGCUAAUGAUCCAUAUAAAAUCACUGCUGGUGAACUUAAGAGCAAAUUAAGAGCUACUAUUGCAUCUCAAUCAUUGUUUGCCAAAGAUUCAUUUAGUAAUUUAAUUGAAAAAUUAACUUCAACCAACGCAGUCAUUAGAAAUGAUACGUUAAAAACAAUUCUAUUAUGUGUUGAAAACUAUUCAACCUCCGUAUUAGAGGAAUUCUGGUUAACCUUGUGGAAUGCAUUAAAAUUCGAAAUUUUACAUAAUGAUAUAUCCGAAAUCUUUAAAUCAAAUUUGAAUACUUUGAUUCCAGACAACUUUGAUGAAAACAUUGAUGAUAAUGAUGACAAUAAAUCGCUAAUCUUAACUUUACUAAUUGUUGAAACUUUAAUCGGCAAACUUAUUCAUGAAUCAAAUCCUCGUGCACAAACAAACUUAAAUAAUUUAAUAGAAACCAUUCAAAAUGAAUUAAAGGAUAACUUAUCUUCUGUCAAAGAUAAGUCAAAACAGUCAACAUUACUUUUAGCUACCAUUGCUUCCAUUUCAAUUGAAAGUUUUAACAAAGUCAUUUCAUUUUUAUUUUCCUAUGAUGUCUGGGGUAAAUAUGUUAAUAUUGAACAAGAAGAUGUUGAGAUGGAAGCUACUUCAAGUACCACUUCUAAGAUCACUACAGAUGAGCUUGAGAUUGAUGUUAAUCAAGCCACCGCUGUUUCUGACAACGAUAAAGAUUUGACAUUAACUACGGCAAAACAACGAGAUUUAGUUGAUAAUUUUGGAUAUAUUUUCAUUGCCUAUCAAAUAUUAACUACAAAGUAUUCAAAAGUUAAUGAAGAAUCUGACUUAGGUAAUCUCAAAGAUUAUCUUUUGAUCUUUAUGGGACAGUUAUUAAUGACCUCUUCAAGUAUUGAAAAGACCUUACGUUGCAAAGUCAUCCAACAAUUGAGUAAAUUGAUUUCAUUACCUAAAUUCCUUACUGAUAAUGAAGUUGAAUUGAUCUUGGGAUACUUUAAAGAUAUUUUAAUCUCAACCAUCAUAAAUCAAUCACAAGAUGCUUGGGAAAAUGAUCUUGUUGUGAAAGAAAUAAUUAAGGGUGUUAUCACUAUAGCAGAAACUCAAGGACACUUGGUAAUCGAUUUGAUUAUAAGUGAAUUAUUAAACUUAUUAGACGGUCUGGAUAAUACUAAUGUGAAGAUAGACUUGGUCCAAUUCAACAAGAUUUUGAAUGUUAUUGGAGAUGUAUGUAUAAACUAUCAAAUCUUAGAGGUAUUGUCUAUUAGAUUGUUAAAUAAGAUUCAAUAUAUCGGUCAAGAAGAUGAUAAGGAUAAGUCUAAAUAUAUUGCAUUAAUCAUUGAAUUAUUUUUGAAGUUGAUUAAUAAAAUUGAAAACUUACAUCAAUUUUUAACUAAUACAUGGUAUAAAUCAUUCUUGCCAAAGUUGUUGAAAUCAAUCUUUGACUUACAAAGAACCACUUCUUCAAACGAUUAUGUGUUGAUUGAAUUAGUUGGAGAUUUGUUUGGUUUAAUUAUUAGAUUCAUUGAUAAAUCCAAACAUCAAGAGAUAUUAUCCAGAUUUGAAAAUACUUUCAUUACUUCUAAUGACACCAAGGAAGAUGACUUUAAUGAAAACUUAAUUGAAACUCCUCUGAUCUUUAUUGGAAUUUGGAAUAAGAUGCUUUCAAACUUGGAUAAUUCAGUUAAAUUUCAAACUAGUAUUAUGGAAGUGUCUGACAAAGUCAUUCAACUUAUUUAUAAAAUCGAAACUAAAGAUGAAUAUUUAAGAAUUCAAUAUUUGCAGAAUUUAUCAUUGUUAUAUAACAAAUUUAUUGAAAAUGAUAUUGUUGUUGAAGUAAAUCUUGAGAAAUAUGUCUCACCAAUUAUAACUACAGAUUCAAAAGUUCAAUUUAAUGAGACUGAUUUAGUGACAUUUGAAAUAUUCAUUUGGAUAUUAAAAGCAUUGGUUAUAAAGAUGAACAAGAGUGGAAUUACUUACUUAUAUCAAUUAUUAGAUAUCCAACAAUCAACAUCUUCUACUGAUGUCAAGCAACUUAUUGGAAAAUCAUUAAAGAUCUUAUUUAUUGAUUUAAAGAUCUUUACUAAUGAGUUUGAUAUUUCAUCGACUGCAACUUCACCUACCAAGAUCACGGGUAAGAAUAUUAUUUCAAAAGUUAAGAACUUGAAUGUCAAGUUAUUAUACAAGCAACAAAUAUUUGAAAUCAUUUUACCAAGAUUGAUUAGCAAUAUAGAAGAGAAUAAGACCAAUGAAAACAAUACUAAUGAAAUCUAUUUGAAUUCAUUGUCAUUGAUUUUAGAAGAUUUACCAAAAAAGAUAUUAUUAAAUCAUUUAACUAAAAUCUUGCCAUUGGUAUUAACUAGUUUAACCUUAUCUAAAUCACAAACCAAUCGAUUAUUACUUUCAUCAUCAUUAACUACUUUGAAUGUUAUAAUUGAAGAAAAUCCUCAACUUAUUGAAAAUAAAUUAUCUGUUUUAAUUCCAAUUUUAUUGAAGUUAAGUGUAUCAAAAGUUGUGUAUAAUAAACAAUUGAUUAAUAGUGAAGAAAUUAGAGUUAAAAGUUUAACUAGUUUAAUUCAAAUAUUUAAGGUAUUCAAGACUGAUGACUUACACAAGUUUAAACAAUCGAUACUUAAAGAGUUAGUGACUGGAUUAGAUGACAAGAAGAGAACAGUUAGAAAAUUAGUUUGUGAUUUAAGACAACUGUUAUAUGAAUUAUAGAAUAGAAUGUGUAUAUCAAUCAAGUAUAUAUAUAUUAUUAAUAGAAAGUAA
Messenger RNA from Scheffersomyces coipomensis, 3961 nucleotides. It is a transcript of the gene MET18, whose product is annotated as Met18p. Bases 458 to 3910 code for a protein of 1150 amino acids. NCBI's taxonomy places the organism in Eukaryota, Fungi, Ascomycota, Pichiomycetes, Serinales, Debaryomycetaceae. Gene Ontology annotation, cellular component: cytosolic [4Fe-4S] assembly targeting complex. The transcript has a single exon. Gene Ontology annotation, biological process: iron-sulfur cluster assembly. The record is from RefSeq and is a predicted model, not a curated record.